This is a messenger RNA of Prunus persica (peach), 2763 nucleotides long. RefSeq names its product cytochrome P450 704C1. NCBI's taxonomy places the organism in Eukaryota, Viridiplantae, Streptophyta, Magnoliopsida, Rosales, Rosaceae. The record is from RefSeq and is a predicted model, not a curated record. The transcript has 8 exons. Gene Ontology annotation, molecular function: heme binding; monooxygenase activity; oxidoreductase activity, acting on paired donors, with incorporation or reduction of molecular oxygen. The coding region runs from base 1827 to 2624 and encodes 265 amino acids.
AAAAACCAAUGCUGGGGAUGAACCCUAAAGAAUGUACGAGCAGGUUGGUGGCUUCCUGGGCCCGAGCUUCAAUGCGCAAGUAAAUGUUGAAAGAAUGUACGAGACGGCGAUGGUUGAUAUUUUUGUUCAGAAUUCGUCGACGAGUAUGCAUUCUGCAUGCGGGGUUUUGGGGAGUGCACGUAAGUUGUUUGAUGAAAUGAUUAAUGGGGAUGUUGUUUCUUGUUGGGUAAUCCUGAUGAGGCAUUGAAUCUGUUUGGGAAGAUGAACAAGAGAAACAUUAUUACUUAGAAUUCCGCAAUUAGUCUCAGUAUUCAUUCAUUUCUUACCAAACUUAAUUAUUUUUGUAGAAAGCUCAUGUAAAAUUAUUUUUGGAUAAGAGCAUAUCCCACAGAAAUUUGGUCAGCCAUGUGAUUUCUUUCCAAUCUUCUGCACACACCAUGCACCACAAAGCUUGUGGCCAACUUUAGAUUAAAGCCAGUUUGUUUUUUGCAGACUUUAUAAGAUAAGGCAACUAUAUGUCCUAAUCCUUUAGUGGAACACGUGUUUGUUGUUCAACCCCUUCAAACACACUCUUCCUCCUGCUAUACAUUAAUUCUUCAUCAUCCCCGUGAGUGUUAUGGAUUUUCUUUCCACUUCCUUUUCUCCAAUAGCAAUAGGCUUAGCAGUAGUAAAUUUUAACAGGUUGCUUGGCUUGUUCAGAAGUGAUGUUUAUACCACAGAUCCUGCAAAUGUUGAAUAGAUCCUCAAAACAAACUUUGCAAACUCUUGCAAGGUACAUUACCAGGCUAAAGGAAGAAUUCAGUGUGACUAGGAAAUUUCAGUAUACUUUUUUCUGCCACAUAUUUGAAGACAGAACAGUUUAAUGGGUUUAUAAAUGCUCAUUGAACUAUCAAUACUAGCGGGGUUAUACCACCACAGCAUUUUGUCAGAUGUUAUAGGUGAUGGGAUCUUGACUGUGGACGGGGAAAGAUGGCAGCAUCAAAGGAAGGUAGCGAGCUAUGAAUUAUCAACCAAAGUAAUGAGAGACUUCAGCAGUGCAGUCUUCAAAACCAAUGCAGUCAAACUUGCUCACAUAAUUUCUGAAGCUGCAACCUGCGACCAAGCAAUAGAGAUUCAACAUCCUUAGAUUCAGUCAUCAAGAUUUUCCUCGGUAUUGAACUCGAAACCAUGCGUGGGACAAAUGAAGAAGGUACCCGGUUUUCCAAUGCUUUUGAUGAAGCAAAUGCAAAUACCCUGUAUCGUUAUGUUGAUUUCUCCUGGGAGAUCAUACUGUUCUUAAACAUUGGAUCAGAAGGAGUGUUAAAGAAUAAUAUCGAAGUGAUGGAUCAAUUUGGUUAUAAAUUAAUCAAAAGCAAGAUUAAAACAGUCCAUAAUUUGGAAGAUGAGCUACCUUUAAAGAAAGGAGACUUAUUUCAAGGCUUUUGGAAUUGAGAGAGACUGAUCCAAAGUACUGGAGAGAUAUGAUCCUCAGUCUCAUUGUUGCGGGCAAAGACACAACGGCUAGCACUCUUUCAUGGUUUCUUUAUAUGCUCUGCAAGCAUCUCAUAUAUAAGAGAAGAUUGCACAAGAAGUUAAAGAAGCAACAAAUCUGAAAGAUAAUUCGAGCGUUGAUGAGCUUGUAGCCAGCCUUAGUGAAGAAGUGCUUGAAAAAAUGCAAUAUCUCCAUGCAACUUUGACUGAGACACUCGGGCUCAAUCCUGCAGUUCCCCUGGAUGCAAAGGUUUGUUUAUCUGAUGAUACUUGGCCAGAUGGAUUUAGUGUCAAAAAAGGGAAUAUGGUUGGGUACCAUAUUUAUGGCAUGGGGUGGAUGAAAUUUCUAUGGGGUGAUGAGGCAGAAGGCUAGAGAGAUGGCUCAACAAAAAUGGCCAUUUCCAACAAGAAAGCCCUUUCAAAUUCACAGCCUUCCAGUAAAUGAGAUGACCUUGUAUCGUUGCGUUGAUUUCUCCUGGAAGAUUAUAAAGUUGUUAAACAUUGGAUCAGAAGCCAUGCUAAGGAAAAGUUUAAAAGUGGUAGAUGAGUUUGUUUAUAACUUAAUCAAAAGCAAGACUGAAACAGUGGCAAAUUCAGGAGAUGAUCUACAUUUAAAGAGAAGAGACAUUCUUUCGAGGCUUUUGGCAUCAGGACAGACUGAUCCAAAGUACUUCAGAGACAUUAUAUUCAGUCUGUUUGUUGCCGGAAAAGACACAGCGGCUAGCACUCUUACAUGGUUUAUUUAUAUGGUCUGCAAGCAUCCUGAUAUCCAAGAAAAGAUUGCACAGGAAGUUAGAGAGGCAACAAAUCUGAAAGAUAAUUCAAGCAUUGAUGAGCUUGCAGACAACCUUACUGAAGAAACCCUUAGCAAAAUGCAAUAUCUGGUUGCAGCUUUGACUGAGACAAGCAGGCUCUACCCUGCAGUUCCACUGAAUGCGAAGGUUUGUUCAUCUGAUGAUACUUGGCCAGAUGGAUUUAGUGUCAAAAAAGGGGAUAUUGUGGGAUACCACGCUUAUAGCAUGGGCAGGAUGAAAUAUAUAUGGGGUGAUGUGAUGAUAUCAUCACUGACACAUAUUGCACAAAUUUUGUUUUUUGUUUUUUGUUUUGUUUUGUUUUGGUUUGGUGGAGCGAACAUAACACCGAAAUCAUUGUAAUUCUGAAGAAAUUUGAUUUAUGGUUUACACAGGCGGGUCCAAGGAUUUGUGUGGGGAAGGACUUUGCUUAUAGAGAGAUGAUGAUCUUUUGUGCUGUGCUUCUAGGCAGCUACACAUUCAAGCUGAGGGAUGAGAACAA